GCUGCGUAUUCCUUAAAAAAGCAGGAAGAAAAAAAGACAAGUAAUGCAAACCCUCUGCUUUCGACAAAAUCGUCCAUGUCGAGUAAACGGGGUGUCAGAUUUGUUUGUUUCAUACACGAUGGAGUAACUUGCCAUAGAGGCCACAUUUAACUAUAUUAAGCAACGACAUUUAAACUCCGGUCCUGGGGUCCCUCUGGCUGUGCCGAUCCUCAUUAGGUUGCUCCGGCGGAAGCCAUCACAAUUUCUGUAAUCUUAUAAAUCCAAGAAGUUGAUAGGAUUGUUUUUUGCUAGUAACUCUACUUGUUCCUCUUAUGAUUGCUGUAACUGAUAAACUUUAGCUAGAUUGUAUAACUAUGCUUCUAUAAGUUCUCUUGAACAAUUGGUGAUUAAUAACAGUAAUCCGUUUUGGUCUUGUCCUUGUAUUGCUCUUCUGAUGUAUGCACCAAUCAACUGAAAGCAACUUAUUAUUCAAAAACAACACAAAUGCGGCAAUGCAAUUUAAAACAUUUUUAGGUUGCAGCUAUUAUUAGAUGCCAUAUAUAGGUUGCCAGGACUCAGGUUGAGAACUGACCUGAAUCACCCCAUCAGUUUGCCUUUCUCGUCACUGUUUGGAAGACAGAUCUGUCCAUUGACUUUGUAACUGGUUAACAAUGAUGCUUUUGUGAUAAUUUAUUUUGUUCUCUGGAGUUCCAGAUUGCUUGAUUACAUACUGUAAUUAAAAUAAGAUGGCUAAUAAUUAGUUCAUAAGACUCAUUUGAAAAGGGGGGGGGGGUUUAAAAAUACGCUUACUUAGUUUGCCUUGUGUUUGAUAUUUAUAUUUUCCCAGUGCUGUUCAACAAAACUAUUUGACGGUGUUUCAUUUUUGAACAGCUGUAAUAAUAAUAUUCAUUCAAUAAACUUUGAGGCUAUUGAACGAUGGGUACAACAGAGUAAAUGGUUUUCAAAUGUUCCAAGUAACAUACUUUGGUUAAAUCUGUGAUGUGUGGUGUGAUCUUGCUCUGGAUUUUGUACCAAAGACAUCAGACAGCUUGGAACUUUUUCUCAAGAUUUGGUUUUGAUUUUCCUCAUUCAAGGAAAAUAUUUGUACGGGAAUGCAUUGCUGCACCUUUCAAGCAAGCUUGAAACCAUUUACUCCUGAUAUAAUGGGCAACCUGUCUGAUGUGUCACUACAUUGGUAGAUGGUUAGGUUUAGUUUUUAACUAAACAUAAAAAAAUGCUUGUAGUUUGGUUUUAAUCAUAUGCACGCAUACUUUGUAUUUGAACUUCAUAAUAUGAUUGUUAUAGCCAGUUGUCACAGUAUCAUUUAUUCUACUGGCAAAUAGUGACAUUGAUGUAAUUCGUUAUGGUAGUGAUUUUUGCUGAGUUGUAGUCAGCAGUGACAAAUGUCAGUGCUUGUACUCAAGAAAACUCAUAUCAAGGCAAUGAAAGGAUGUCAUUUGGACAUUUUACUGUGGAUAAGCUGUGAAAAAUAUUAGAGAAACAAGAUUAUUUUAGCAAUUCAAUUAAAUAUAGUCUUAUUAGUAUGUUUUGGCCAUCAACCGCAUAAUAAGUGAAUGGAAGAGGAUUAUAUAAAGUCUUGGGCACAGUUGUGGAUGGCUGCCUAAUGUAUGAAGUAAUUCACUGCUCUUUCAAAUCUUGGUGGCACUGCAAUACCAGUGAUCUCAUCAGUAUAAUCAAUGGUUGUGCAGUUUUGCUUCAGAUAUAUAAGCAUUUGCUAGUUGGUCAGUAUAGCUUGAUUUUAAUUGUCUUUUUCUGCCUCAGCUUCUUUUUUUUCCUUUGACCCAAAGUAGAUGUCUUGGAGAUAUAUUAUUGUGUGUAGCUAGAUACUGGAUCAUUUUUGAAAUUGGAUACAUUAGGUAGCAAUUGCUUUUGAAUGGGAACAUUAUCAUUCACAGUUUAUUGGAGAUUGUACCAUGUGCUUUGUUGAACUGUUCAUCUUAGUUGAAACAUUUACUUUACAGGAUUAAGUACAGCAUAAAAGUUGCCCCAUAGCUAGAAAUGUUACAGUAGAACAUACAGCCAGUUGGUUUUCUGUGUAAUUCAUGCAUGUUAGGUAUUUACAUUUGGGAAGUGGUGAAAGAUUUGCCUCAUUUUUCUUGUGAUCAUUUCUUGCCUUUUGCCUUGUCUUUCAAAUAUUUUGGAUGAACGCAGAUGUUUCCACAUGCAGCUUAAUCCCGUGAUGUAUUUUAUUUGUCAUUUGUAGAAGGUGAGUUAGCAUAGCUUUUGCAGGAAUCGCUAAUUUCCUGCAGCAAUCUGUGCAUUCCAUUGCUGGCUGUGCCCACACCCUCCCCCACCCCCCAUGCAGGGCCUGAAUAGGGGUUGUUUUUUGUCCUAAAGUUGUAAAUGAACAAUGGGAUGCUCAUCUUUUAUGGAGUCAAAGUUCCCCGCAAUUUUCGUUUGCUGGAAGAGCUUGAAGAAGGCCAGAAGGGAGUAGGUGAUGGAACGGUCAGCUGGGGCCUGGAGGACGACGAAGACAUGACUCUCACAAGAUGGACAGGCAUGAUCAUUGGACCUGCGCGGACUAACUAUGAAAACCGAAUAUACAGCCUCAAAGUAGAAUGUGGACCUAAAUACCCAGAAGUACCACCGUCUGUUAGAUUUGUAACGAAAAUUAGUAUGAAUGGCAUAAAUAAUUCCAACGGAACGGUGGAUGCACGUAGCAUACCAAUUCUAGCAAAAUGGCAAAAUUCUUAUAGCAUUAAAGUUGUUCUUCAAGAGCUGCGGCGUCUAAUGAUGUCCAAAGAGAAUAUGAAGCUUCCACAACCACCAGAAGGACAGACCUACAGCAAUUAAUUCUAAUAGAUCCUUUUGACCCUCUGUCUUAAAUCUCCUCUUAAAUGUCUUGUAAAUUUUCACAAUGCUCACCAACCACGCAAAGGAUUUCAUCUUAAGGUCAGGAUUGGGACAUUUUUGUUCAUUAAAUCAAAACAUCCAAUAAAAUUUCCUGUUCUUUGUGGCAGUUGAAAGAUUGAAACGAGAACCGCUCCGAGUAAUUUUGUUCUUAUUCAAGGCACUCAGAAUAUGAACGUGGAAACUUAAGACGGCUUUCUGCUUAGAGAAAAGCAUGACCCACACGGUCGUUGCUGCAAACCUAAACGUAUGUUAAGAUGACUGGUCACCAUAAAACAUAGAAUGUGUAUAUAGAGGCAUGCUUUAAAUGACAUUAAUAAUGAGCUGCAUAUUAAGUUGUAUGUUAGUGAAACCUAGCGGUACACUAAACUAUGUUGCAGAAUCUGUUCAUAAGUAUUAAAGUGUGGCGGUAGACUACUAGUAGUAUCACAGAGUGUUAAGGGUUGUUUUUCAUAUCUGUAUUUAUGACACAAUACCAGCUGAUUUCUGUUAAGCAGCUCUGUGUAUGUACCAGUAAUUGCAGAUUUGUCUUUGUUCUAAACAACAUGCAUUUAACUUUAGUGAAAAUAAGACAAUAGGUGUAUGGAAAUGUCAUUUUCUGAGAUUAAAAUCGGUCUGCAAUUUAAAUAUGGACUUUCUUUUUUCCUUGGCAAACUAUGUAUGCCCUCAUGGUACAUUCUUCCAUAUACAAAAAUGAUUGGUAAUGUUUUAUUGCAGUGCAUGUGGGAAGGAAUAAGCCUCUAAUCACAAAGGGACUCAUGAUGACCGGCUGCCAGUUUAGUUUUCGCUGUAUGCUUCUGGUUGGUUUGGUGUUUGUUUGCUUUUGUUUUAAACACGAGCUGGCCAGAUCCGCACAUGUCCCAGUCUGAUGAUGUCUAUUUCUGAGCCACGUGCUUUUCUCUAUAAACCAUGCAUUGGCCUUAAACAUCUAGUGGUUGAAUCCAGGGAGCUUAGCCUUUUCAAAAUGCCUGCCAAGCAUCUACAUAUGGAUGAUUGUUUUAAUACAGUUUUUUUUUUUUGGUCCAGUUAUACUGUUGAGAAACUCAGUUUUGUUACAUGUAUGGUGUCUCCCCUGAUGCAGAACUUAGGUUAAAGUAUGACCUGUCGGAGGCUUAAAAAUCGGCCACUUAAAAUGCUCUUUGUUGAGUGGAAUUGACAAUAUUGCUUUAAAUGACUUUGUAAACCUACAUCCUUUGGGUUUCCAAGAUGUUUGUUUUUCUGUACUUUUCUUUUGUUUGUUUGUUUUUAUUUUUUCUGGUUAAGCUUUAACCGUUAAGGUGCCAAGACAGACACAGUGGGCACAAAUGUUGGAAAGAAGGUGAGCGAUUCUUGUACCUGCAACGAUUAGCUGUUAAUAAAGAUUCUCUGUACCUUACGAUACGGUGGACCAGAAUCCACUGGGUUGGAGUGUUUGAUUAAUAAAGCUUCAAGUCAAACUGA
Molecule: messenger RNA, 4290 nt
Organism: Paramormyrops kingsleyae
Lineage: Eukaryota; Metazoa; Chordata; Actinopteri; Osteoglossiformes; Mormyridae
Source: RefSeq, a predicted model, not a curated record